AUGGCCCCGCCGUCCACCGCCGCGGCGCCGGGCGCCAACGGCGUGCUGCCCGUGCCUGCCGCCGCCCUGCAGAAAAACACCGGCCCAGCCCAAGCCAACGGUGCGCCCCGCAGCGCCGCGAAUCGCUCCCACCAGCCGCGCCUCAAGCUUGUCGUGCGUCGCCUUGCCCCCGGCCUCACCCAGCAGGAGUUCGAGCUCGCGCUGGGCGAUGACUGGAAGCUGGGCCAGGGCAGGGUUGAUUGGUUCACCUACAAGCCCGGCAAGAUUUCCAAAGAUCUGGCGAAGCCUUCGAAGCCAUCUCGCGCCUAUUUUCACCUGACUGAUCAAGCCCAUGUCAUCCCUCUCGCCGACAAGGUGCGCAAGUCUGCCUUUAACGACGCGAAGAACUCAACACGAGACCCCGCCCUGAUCGGUGCCCCGACCCUUGACGUCGCCCCCUUCAGCCGCACCCCUGGUGGACGCCGCCGCAAUGAUGCCCGCCAGGGCCUCAUCGACCAAGACCCAGAGUUCAAAGACUUUCUCGAAAGCCUCACCAACCCUGUCUCGAAGCCUGCCCCGGUUGAUAAUGCGGUUGAGGAUACGACUGCGAAGAAGGAGGACGUCAAGACGACCCCGCUGAUAGAGCAUCUGCGGGAGAAGAAGGCCGCAAAGGAAAAACCGCAAGCCUCCAAGGGUCAGGGCAAGCAUGCCAGGGGAGAGUCCAAGGAGGAAAAGGCAGCUUCCAAGUCUGACAAGAAGAGCCGCAAGGGCGGAAAGGAAGAGAAGGGCAGCAAGCAAUCUAAGUCUGAGAAAGCUGCGAAGGAAUCCACCCCGAAGGAGGUCAAAAUCUUAAACAAGAAGAGCACGGAAGCUGAAAAGACGGACGAAAACAAGACUCCUGCUCCUAACGCGCCCGCUUCAGAGCGCAAACGUGAACGUGGCAGCACUAGCAUUGCUAAGCAGAUGCUCCAGCGAGACCUAGGUAUUGGCCCUGCUGCCAGUAGCCGGCGUGGCCGUCGAGACACAGCGCAAGAACCGGCGAAGGCGGCUGAGACCACGACACCCAAGGAAUCCGCUGCUGCAUCACCGGCUUCAUCUUCACCUGCUACCAAGGAUAGUACUACCGCUACGCCCUCCAAUGCUCCCAAGGCAGGCGCGGAGUCUCGCUCCGGCAAGAAAGAUUCUCGUCCCACACGUGCGGAACGUCGUGCUCAGAAGGCUGCAAAGGCAAAUGCAGAGGCAACCGCUGCUGAUCAGGCCAAGCCAGCUACAGCUCCCAUGCCGCCCACUGGGCCUAAAAUACUCAAGAAGCCCCAGAACGCACAGCAACAGGCCACACCCGCCAACGACGGUUCAGCCAACGCUCCCCCGCCCAGAGCACCCACCGGUCCAGCCGCUCAACAGAAUUCGCCCAGCGCUUCGCGCCCCAAUUCUUCCCGCAAGGCCAAUAACAACGCUGCUGCUACCCCUGCUGCCGCCGCAUCUGCACCCACUGCCGCCGCCACCGCUCGCCAAGCUUUCCUUAAGCACGCCAACCCCUCACAGGGCAUCACAGAGCCGCUCAUCGAAGCCGCCCUCUCCGCCUUCGGCGCCAUCGACAAGGUCGAGAUCGACAAGCGCAAGGGCUUCGCGUACGUCGACUUCAAGGAGCCCGAUGGCCUCCAGAAGGCCAUCCAGGCCAGUCCCGUCAAGAUUGCCGAGGGUGCCGUUCAGGUACUUGAACGCAAGGAUAAGACGCCCGCUCAGCGCGCACCGAGGGUGCCACCUGCUGGUCCAGCUGCGGCUGGCGGCCCAAUUAUGGGAGGAGGUGGUGGCGGCAGCGGUGGCAGCAGCAGUGGCGGUGCUGGUGGCCGGGCUGGGUUCAGAGGCGGGCGUGGCGGGCGUGGCCAUGGUAGCGGCGGUGGCGGUGGUGGUGCAAACGCAUCUACUGCCAAUGCUGCUGGUAACACUGCCACUGCCACUACUCCAGCUGCUGCUGCUCCCAAGGCUCAGGCUGCCGCUGCCGACACCCCGUCUUAA
Molecule: messenger RNA, 1998 nt
Organism: Diplodia corticola
Lineage: Eukaryota; Fungi; Ascomycota; Dothideomycetes; Botryosphaeriales; Botryosphaeriaceae
Product: nonsense-mediated mrna decay protein
Exons: 2
Coding region: 1-1998 (665 amino acids)
Biological process (GO): nuclear-transcribed mRNA catabolic process, nonsense-mediated decay; positive regulation of translation
Cellular component (GO): cytoplasm; nucleolus
Molecular function (GO): mRNA binding
Source: RefSeq, a predicted model, not a curated record